AUGGCAAGUUUGCACUGUUUGUUCAUAGAUUACCGCCCUGAUCUAACCGUUAGGUCACAGUACCUGGAGCGUCUCCUCGACCGCCCGCUCUUCCCAUGGAAGAGCGUGCUUGUGGGCUUUUCUCUCGGCCAAUUUAUCCUGGAGGGGUUUCUAUCUCUCCGUCAGUACCGUGUCUUGGAGCGCACAAAGCCCCCGAAGGUGCUGGAGGGUGAGGUCUCGCAGAAGGUCUUUGAUGAGAGUCAGGCUUAUGGACGGGCGAAAGCCAAAUUUGGGUUUGUCUCCGGUCUCUAUAGCCAGGUCCAGAACCUGAUCUUCAUCUAUUAUGACUUUUUGCCUAAGACCUGGGGGAUUACUGGUGUCUGGUUAGCUCGAUACUUCCCAUCCUGGUUUCAAGGUGAAAUUGGGCAUACUCUGGUCUUCUUUUUCGUCUUCAACCUCGUCACGACGGUCCUUUCGUUGCCGGUCUCUUAUUACAACACGUUCGUCCUCGAGGAAAAAUUCGGCUUCAACAAGCAGACCGUCAAGCUUUGGGUAACGGACAUUCUGAAGAGUCAGGCGCUGGGAGUUGUGAUCGGUGGCCCUAUCCUGGCUGCGACUCUCAAGAUCAUCCAGAAGACGGGUCACAGCUUCUUCUAUUACCUCUGGCUCUUCAGUGUCUUCGUCCAGAUCUUUGCUAUCACUAUCUACCCGAUCGCGAUCUUGCCUUUGUUCAAUAAGCUGUCCCCUCUUGAGCCUGGCCCAAUCAAAACCGGUGUUGAGGAGCUCGCAAAGAAGCUCAAGUUCCCCUUGCAUGAGCUCUACGUCAUCGAUGGCAGCAAGAGGAGCGCUCACAGCAAUGCGUACUUCUAUGGUCUGCCGUGGAAGAAGCACAUUGUUAUCUAUGAUACGCUCCUCCAGGGAAGUGAACCGGAAGAGGUGGUUGCUGUCUUGAGCCAUGAAUUGGGUCACUGGAGCCUCAGUCACACUACCAAGCUAUUCGGUAUUGCACAGUUCCACAUGUUCUACAUCUUCGCUCUGUUCACCGCGUUUGUCCGCAACAAGUCACUAUACGAGGCAUUUGGAUUUCAUGAUGAAUAUCCCAUCAUGAUCGGAUUUCUCCUGUUCUCCGAUGCCCUGGCGCCAAUGGACGCUAUCGUCAAGCUCUUGAUGAACAUUCUCAGCCGUAAAUUCGAAUUCCAAGCAGUUGCUGAUGCGCAUUCACCAGAUGCCUUUGCUGCGAAGCUCGGGUAUUCCAAGGAACUGGCCAGGUCGCUCCUCAAACUUCAGAUCCAGAACUUGAGCACCAUGGACGCGGAUUGGAUGUAUGCAAGCUACCACUAUUCUCACCCGAUCCUGCCGGAGCGGCUCGGCGCGCUGGGCUGGAAGGGAAAGGAAGCCGACAAGGCUUUGGAUCGCGAUGAGCCUGUCAAGGCGGCGGACAGGGAGCUGUGA
Messenger RNA from Rasamsonia emersonii CBS 393.64, 1431 nucleotides. RefSeq names its product Ste24 endopeptidase. The transcript is spliced from 6 exons. The record is from RefSeq and is a predicted model, not a curated record. Gene Ontology annotation, cellular component: endoplasmic reticulum membrane. Gene Ontology annotation, molecular function: metalloendopeptidase activity. Gene Ontology annotation, biological process: CAAX-box protein processing. NCBI's taxonomy places the organism in Eukaryota, Fungi, Ascomycota, Eurotiomycetes, Eurotiales, Trichocomaceae. The coding region runs from base 1 to 1431 and encodes 476 amino acids.